Molecule: messenger RNA, 2551 nt
Organism: Sander lucioperca (pikeperch)
Lineage: Eukaryota; Metazoa; Chordata; Actinopteri; Perciformes; Percidae
Gene: exoc7
Product: exocyst complex component 7
Exons: 22
Coding region: 171-2363 (730 amino acids)
Biological process (GO): exocytosis
Cellular component (GO): exocyst
Molecular function (GO): phosphatidylinositol-4,5-bisphosphate binding
Source: RefSeq, a predicted model, not a curated record
UUAUUUUGAAGAUGUAACCGGAAAAGUGUGUCUUUUAGCCUAAGCCUGCCUAACUUGACAUCGUUGCAUUUAGCUAUCCACAACAGUAGCUUUGGGUCAUCGUUGUUUGUCAUUUUCAAGCCCUAAAUCGUGCUGUAUAUCGGGUUUAAUCGCCUGGUGGCCGUCCUGUGAUGGGGAUUACCUCCAGGAUGGUUCCUACCGAGGAUGCGUCCGCCAGGAAGCGGGAGAUAGAGGAGAAACUGAAGCAGGAGCAAGAAACGCUGUCAUUCAUCCGAGAAAACAUGGAGAAGAGUGAUCAGCUCACUAAGGGCAUGGUCUCCAUCCUGUCGUCGUUCGAGAGUCGCCUGAUGCAGCUGGAGAACUCCAUCAUCCCCGUCCACAAACAGACGGAGAACCUGCAGCGGCUGCAGGAGAACGUGGACAAGACUCUGUCCUGCAUGGAUCACGUCAUCAGCUACUACCACGUGGCCAAAGACACGGACCGGAUCAUCAGAGAGGGGCCAACAGGCAGACUGGAUGAGUAUCUCGCGUGUAUUGCAAAGAUUCAGAAAGCUGUGGAAUAUUUUCAAGAUAACAACCCUGACAGCCCCGAGCUCAACACAGUGAAAGCGCGCUUCGAGAAGGGCAAAGAGCUGCUGGAGGCGGAGUUCCGCAGCCUCCUGACGCGCUACAGCAAACCCGUCCCGCCCAUCCUCAUCCUGGACGCCAUCACUGUGGACGAAGAGCUGGAGGUCCAGGAGGACGUGGUGCUGGAACACCUGCCCGAAGCCGUGCUCCAAGACAUCAUCUGCAUCGCCGGCUGGCUGGUGGAGUACGGACGCAACCAGGAUUUCAUGAACGUCUACUUCCAGAUCCGGUCCAACCAGCUGGAUCGCUCCAUUAAAGGCCUGAAGGAUCACUUCCGCAAGAACAGCGCCUCCUCCGGGAUCCUGUACUCGCCCGCCGUCCCCACCAAACGCAAGGACACGCCCACCAAAAAGGCUCCCAAGAGACCAGUCUACAUCCCAGGGACCAUUCGCAAGGCUCAGAACCUUCUGAAACAGUACUCACAGCAUGGGCUGGAUGGGAAAAAGGGGGGCUCUAACCUCACUCCUUUGGAAGGUCACGAUCAUGACUUGCGGGUCAAACACCCGUCUGACGCCCUGACCGAGAAGCACGGGGCCGCCGCAGGGAAAGAUGAUGUUCUGGACAUCGAGAUCGACUCCUACAUCCACUGCAUCACCGCCUUCGUCAAGCUGGCCCAGAGCGAGUACGUCCUCCUGGCGGAAAUCAUCCCCGAGCACCACCAGAAGAAGACCUUCGACUCCCUCAUCCAGGAGGCGCUGGACAACCUGAUGCUGGAGGGAGACAACAUCGUGUCUGCAGCUCGCAGAGCCAUAAUGCGUCACGACUACUCGGCCGUGCUCACCAUCUUCCCCAUCCUCCGACACCUGAAGAUGAACAAGUCUGAGUUUGACACAACGCUGCAGGGAACAGCAGCAAGCACCAAGAACAAGCUGCCGACUCUCAUCACCUCGAUGGAGACUAUUGGAGCCAAAGCUCUGGAGGAGUUUGCUGACAGCAUCAAGAAUGAUCCUGAUAAAGAGUACAACAUGCCCAAGGAUGGAACGGUCCACGAGCUGACCAGCAACGCCAUCCUGUUCCUGCAGCAGCUGCUGGACUUCCACGAGACAGCCGGAGCCAUGCUGGCCUCACAAGUACUGGGGGACACUUACAAUAUACCUUUAGACCCCCGAGAGACGAGUUCAUCAGCGAGCAGCUACACCUCCGAGUUCAACAAAAGGCUCCUCAGUUCUUAUAUAUGUAAGGUGUUGGGGAACCUGCAGCUAAACCUGCUCAGUAAAUCCAAAGUGUACGAGGAUUCGGCGCUGAGCGCCAUUUUUCUGCACAACAACUACAACUACAUCCUCAAGUCGCUGGAGAAGUCUGAGUUGAUCCAGCUGGUGACGGUGACUCAGAAGAAAGCUGAGAGUUCGUACAGAGAGCUGAUCGAGCAGCAGAUCCAGAUGUACCAGCGCAGCUGGCUGAAAGUUACAGAGCACCUGGCCGACAGGAACAUGCCCAUCUUCCAACCCGGCACAAAGCUGAAGGACAAAGAGCGACAGGUGAUUAAGGACAAAUUCAAGGGUUUCAACGACGGGCUGGAGGAGUUGUGUAAGAUCCAGAAGGGUUGGGCCAUCCCAGACAAAGAGCAGCGAGACUUCAUCCGCCAGGCUCAGAGGAGAGUGGUGUCCGAUGCUUACAGGGCCUUCCUGCACAGAUGUGCCAACAUCUCUUUCACCAAGAACCCGGAGAAGUAUCACAAGUAUCGGCCGGAGGAGGUGGAGGAGAUGAUCGAAAAGCUGUUCGAUACGUCGGCCUGAGCCAACCCCGACUCCCGUUCCUCACGCUCUCCAAACGCAACACUUUAUUCACCCUCUCCUCACACUACUGCCGCCCCCUCGCUGUGUCCGAUGAAUGCUUUUGUACAAAGAUAACAUCAUGAUGUAUUUAUGUAAUUUAGCCGUUCCAGCUUAGCAUUUCAAACAAAUAAAAGGGAACUCUGUUAAUC